This is a messenger RNA of Mercenaria mercenaria, 4395 nucleotides long. RefSeq names its product geranylgeranyl pyrophosphate synthase-like. The record is from RefSeq and is a predicted model, not a curated record. The coding region runs from base 129 to 1010 and encodes 293 amino acids. The transcript has 11 exons. Gene Ontology annotation, molecular function: prenyltransferase activity. Gene Ontology annotation, biological process: isoprenoid biosynthetic process. Lineage: Eukaryota; Metazoa; Mollusca; Bivalvia; Venerida; Veneridae.
UCUUCAAGGGACGCUACUCUUUGAGUCUUUCUAAAGAAAUUCGUCAUCGCAUAAUACCGACUUCUUUGUAGAGAUUUGGAAAGUGAGAAACUUGAGAAGAGGUCAGGAAAACAAGGUUUUAGAUAAAUAUGGAUUCUACAGAAAAGAUACUCUUGGAUCCGUACUUGUAUAUAUGUCAGAUACCAGGGAAAAGGAUCAGAGGAAAGCUGGCACUUGCAUUUAAUCAUUGGCUGAAGAUACCAGAUGAUAAACUUCAAGUGAUAGGGGAGGCAACUCAGAUGUUACAUAAUGCAAGUUUACUCAUAGAUGAUAUUGAAGACAACUCCAAUUUGAGAAGAGGAAUUCCAGUGGCUCAUAACAUAUAUGGUGUAGCACACACAAUAAACUCAGCAAACUAUGUAUAUUUCCUGGGACUGCAGAAAGUACUUUCACUGGAACAUCCCGAGGCUACCAAGGUUUUCACAGAGCAGAUAUUGGAGCUACAUAGAGGACAGGGUAUGGAUAUAUACUGGAGGGAUACAGUCAACUGUCCCACUGAGGAGGAAUAUAAAACCAUGGUGAUCAGAAAAACUGGAGGCCUGUUUGGAUUGGCUGUUAGACUGAUGCAGUUGUUCAGUGAUAAUAAACAUGAUUUUAAACCUCUCCUGGACAAUUUAGGGCUGUAUUUUCAAGUCCGGGAUGACUACGCAAAUCUCAUAUCAAAGGAGUAUGAAGCCAAUAAGAGUUACUGUGAAGACCUUACUGAAGGAAAAUUUUCAUUCCCACUUAUACAUGGAAUAUUGUCCGACAAGGGAGAUAAUCAAAUAUUGAGUAUAUUACGACAAAGAACUACAGAUAAUGAUGUGAAAAAAUACUGUGUUGAUUUAUUACACAAGAAAGGCUCUUUUGAUUACACGAAGGGGAUCUUAAUUGAGUUAGAACAACAGAUAUAUGAACAGAUGGAAACAAGUGGAGGAAAUCCACAUUUGAAAGGACUGAUUGAUGAACUGAAGAAAAUCUACACCUCUUGAUGAAGGAUAAACUUAGCAUUUUUUUUUAUAAAGAUUAAAUUAAAUAUUCUCUUUCAGCUGAUAUUUAUAGAACUUUUUUAUUUAUUUCAAUUUCUAUCUUUACAUGUUAAACAGCUUAUAUGUGAAUGGACCAAAUGUUUUGAUAUCGUUUUGUUAGAACAGGACAAGUCUGUGCCCUUUUUACGUGAUAUUGUCAAUUACACUAAUCAUUGCGUACAUCCAUUUUGUUGUAAUCACCAUGUAUUUGUGGAGACAUACUGUGUAUGUGGUUUCUUUUUUGCCAGACAUGAUCACAGUGUUUAUGAGCAUAAUAUCUGUACAAGUUUGAUAACAAGCUGGAUAGUUCCAGUCACUGUUGGAGUUAUGGCCCCUGAAUAAGUUAAAAUUGCAAAAAUUGACAUUGUCUGCUUAUUGACUUAAGCAUGUCCAUCGAAGUUAAGCAGAAUGUUAAUGGGACUAUUACCUUUGCCAGGUUUGAUAACUUGCCAGACAGUCUAUAUCGCUAUGGAGUUAUAGUCCUUGAAUUCGUGGAAAAUGAGUUAAUAUAAAUACAGUUUUAAAAACACUUCAGUUCAUGUUUUCACCAUUAAGAUAGGGUUAAAGCUCAAACUGUGUAAGAAAAGAUCAGGGUUUUAACCAGGACAUCCUAAUGCACUGUUAUGUCAUAAGCUGCUUUGAAGGGAUGCAGUUGGGGAUAUCUUUUUCAUUUCUUUCAGAAAAGAGAAAAAGUCUUUAACUCUAAAGUGUUUUUGUCAGGGUAGCCUGAUCCUAUAUCAGAGACUUUGGUGUGUGUGCAUGGAUAUUAAUACAGAAAAGGUACCAUAGAAAAUUGUGAAUUGUGGGCAUAUUUUUGUCCAAAUCAUUCAGCUAAUGGGGAUGUUACGAUUGUUCACCAUUUCUGUAAAAGGUAACUAGUCACACUGAAUUGUCUAGGCUGAGAUUGAUGUUCCAAAAUAGACAAAGUUGGGUUUUUUUUGUUUUUUUUUUUUUAACAAAAUGAAUUUUAAGUAAAUUAGAAAGAAGCAUUUAACUUGUAAUUGUUAUCACCAGAUGUUUACACGUCCAUUCUACAGAUAGAGGAGCAACUCAAAUUUAAACAUAUUGGCACAGAUAAACUUUUUAUACUAUUUGGUAUUAUCACUCUUUUUCUUUCAAAACGAAGGAAACGUGUUUUAUACUGUCUAAAAUUGCACUGAAAUGUCCAGUAGAGAUAACUUAUUUUCGAAAUCAGACGUUUAACACAUGCACAUGAGAUCAAAAAUCUAUGUCGGCAAUCUAGGGUUAAAUUAAAUUGCAUGGAACUGAAAUUUAAAUAUCUGGACAAUUACUAAACUUUUAUGCUCAAGUGAUUAGUUAAUGAUAUACAUCUUGAACAAAACACCGCCUUUUUCAAUAUGUGUCAAUCAUUUGUAUAUUGACCGCGUACCUUUUGUGUCGGCAAUUUAGACAACAGAUACAUUACAACAUCUAUUCACUUCAAAUACUCAGGUGCGUAAUGCAUGUUCCGGAACGACUAUUGACAGUUUGAAUGUUUAAUGAUAUGAUUAUCAAAAAAAUAUUUAUUUUUUAACAAAAUGAACAUAUUGUAGAAAAUAAAAUAAGAUAAUGAUCAACUGCCACCAUGUUUCAAUUUGUUUUUAACAGAUACAUUACGAAGUUUUUCAUUCAGCAUGCACUUAUAUUGCAUUUAUCUAGAAAUGUUACUGGACAGUGUAGUAGAGCACGUAUUUAACUUUGUACCCGAGUAAGUAUUUAACUUUCAGUCCAGAUUUUCAUAUUUUUCACUUGAGAAAACAUAUCAAAAACAGAUACGUUACAAACAAUAGAUAUGUUAUACGAUUGUGCUGUAAAAGUGUAAACAUGUUUGAAUUGUUUGGAUAAUCAUCACCUUAACUUAAAGUUUUAGAAAAAAGUUGAUGGCGGUUUUAUUAUUGAUAUCUGAAGUUAAUAAGACUUCAUAAAUAUUGAAUAAAACAGAUGCGUUACAAUUUCAAUUUAUUAUGUUAGAUGUUCAUAUUAAAGUUUUUUCUAUACAAAAAAUUAACAUUUUGUGUUAUAUUUCUUUAUUUUCAAAUAGAAUCAUAUCAAAAUGUAUCAGAUAUAAAGCAAAUGUAACGCCAAUUAAUCAAUUUAAAAAAUGCGACAGAUACUUUUAUACGAAAUGGGUAGACAAUUUUUACUAAAAAGACUGUAUUUUCAGAUAUAUCUAAGAACCAACAGUUAUAUUGUUCAUUUAGUAUGUUUCCCACAUCAGUUCAAGGAUGUUAAUCUUCAUGAUGAUACAGAUCUUAUUUCAUAAUCCAAAAUAAAAUGCGUUUUAUGAAAACUGAUAUUUGUGUAAAUUACAUUAUUUUUUCCAUACCAUUUGAUUUAUUUUAUCAAUCAUAAUAUAUAAAUAACUUCAUUUCUUAUUGAACUAUAAAGAUUAUUUAGUCUGAACAGGUAAAUAACGGACAUAAAUAUUGUUAUGUGUUAUAUUAAAAUAUUUUUUUGAAUGAAAAUUCGCAGUGUAACGUAUCUGUCACAGAUUUACAGCUAUCUUUGCAAAAUCAAUGAAAUAACGAAAAAUUGUCUAUAGUUAACUAAAAGAUUUGAUUUGUGUACUCCAAAGGCAUGAAACAACUCAAAAAAACCAAAUCUGAUUAUAUUUGGGAACAUCAGAUGUGGGCACAUUUUUACUGUCCAAGUUGCUCCUCUAUCUGUAGAAUGGAUGUACAUUUCCAUAGUUUUUCUUAUUUUUUCCUUUCUGGAUUUCUGAGGAUUUUAGGAUUGAAGUAUGGAAUAGGCAUUUUACAUUGGUAUGUAUGGUAUAGACAUUAUACAUUGGUAUGUACGGUAUAGACAUUGUACAUUGGUAUGUACGGUAUAGACAUUGUACAUUGGUAUGUACGGUAUAGACAUUGUACAUUGGUAUGCACGGUAUAGACAUUAUACAUUGGUAUGUACGGUAUAGACAUUAUACAUUGGUAUGUACAGUAUAGAAGAUUAGUAUGAAGAGGAAGGUAGAGUGAUAUUUUAUGACACUCCCACAGAAAUACAUUAUAAAGCUGCAUUAUAACAAUCUUUAUGAUUUUACAUGUAAUGUGAUAUAGGCUAUUUAUAUUGUAAAGUCUUACAACAUGUUCAUUACCCUCUUAUUCUGGACUUCUGCUGUUUACUAAGAAAUGGAUUAUGAAGAAAUUUGCUUUUAAACCCACUUCCACUGGGUCAGGAGUUGGACACUUCACUAUUUGUAGUUUUGUAUAACAUUUGCAUAUUUCAGAUGGUCUAGUGUCAUUCUUAGUUUUGUCACAUUUUAUGUAUUCAUAUGCUGUUCAUUAUCAUAAUUCACUUAAUCUCUGUUAAUUUAUACAUCUGUGCAAUGAUAUUAAAGACAAAAAUUGUC